GGAAAUAUCAGUUCAAUUAUUUCUGGAAGCUUGUCAUCCGAAAUAGGAACUGAGCAUUUGUUUUUCACCUCAUAGGAGGCCAAGCAGUGUAUUUAGUUAACAUACAAUUGUAUUACUAUUAAACUUUUGUGUUUUUUUUGAGAACAGUUCAAGAAAGAUGUUGAUUAAAGUGAAGACACUGACUGGGAAGGAGAUAGAGAUUGACAUAGAACCCACAGACAAGGUGGAGCGCAUAAAAGAACGAGUGGAGGAGAAAGAGGGAAUCCCUCCUCAGCAGCAGAGGUUGAUUUAUAGUGGAAAACAGAUGAAUGAUGAGAAAACGGCAGCGGACUAUAAGAUCCAAGGAGGCUCAGUUCUACACCUGGUACUGGCCCUGAGAGGAGGAGGAGGAGGAGGAAGACGAUGCCUGCUCUGCCAAGACUUUUGACCCACUCCUACAAACUGAUAUGAUACCUUCAAAGCACCGCAGCAUUCGUUUAAAGCAGCUUCACAUGGUGACACUGAAGGCAACACGGAGGAUUGGUGUCCUCCUCCUUACAGCCUGUAGUGUGUUUCCUGUAAAAACCUUCCCACACCGUAACGUUUCAGUGGCAGGAUGUUAAAGCUGUGAGAUUAUAAGAUACACACAUACACGCUUUGCAGCGGGAAACUGCUUUUUACACCUUUUUUUCUGUUGUGCUCUGAAACAAGCAAGAAUGAUUUGUAAGUAUAUUUCUUCAAAACAACGCGCUCCCCUUAGAAAAAAAGUUUGAUCAGAUUUUUUUUUUGGUGCGUACAAAACUGGUGGAAGUGAAUCACUGAGCCCACACUUCUCUUUCCUCCUGCAUUACAGGUUGACUGAAUAAGUUUGUGAGUUAAUAAACUUGUUUAGAAUCCUUUCCUGUGA
Austrofundulus limnaeus is the source of this 886-nucleotide messenger RNA. RefSeq names its product NEDD8. The coding region runs from base 158 to 427 and encodes 89 amino acids. The record is from RefSeq and is a predicted model, not a curated record. NCBI's taxonomy places the organism in Eukaryota, Metazoa, Chordata, Actinopteri, Cyprinodontiformes, Rivulidae. The transcript is spliced from 4 exons. Gene Ontology annotation, molecular function: protein binding.